Talpa occidentalis (Iberian mole) is the source of this 2998-nucleotide messenger RNA. RefSeq names its product acidic residue methyltransferase 1 (gene DCPH1). Gene Ontology annotation, molecular function: phosphatase activity. The coding region runs from base 34 to 1356 and encodes 440 amino acids. Gene Ontology annotation, biological process: DNA damage response. Gene Ontology annotation, cellular component: nucleus; cytoplasm. The record is from RefSeq and is a predicted model, not a curated record. NCBI's taxonomy places the organism in Eukaryota, Metazoa, Chordata, Mammalia, Eulipotyphla, Talpidae. The transcript has 5 exons.
CCGGCGAGGCGCGGGCGCCGGCGCGGCGAAGGGAUGGCGGGGCCUCCGGCGCCUCUCUCGGGACGGGACGUCGGAUCGUUCGCAUAUCUUACAAUUAAAGACAGAAUACCGCAGAUCUUAACCAGGGCUAUUGAUUCAUUACAUAGACAUAAAAAUGAAUUUUUUGAGAAACAUGGAGAGGAGGGUAUGGAAGCUGAAAAGAAAGCCAUUUCUCUUCUCUCCAAAUUACGGAAUGAAUUGCAAACAGAUAAACCAAUCAUCCCUUUGGUUGCAAAGUUUGUUGAUACUGACAUAUGGAAUCAAUACCUGGAAUAUCAACAGAGCCUUAUAAGUGAAAGUGAUGGGAAACCCAGGUGGUUUUACUCACCAUGGUUGUAUGUAGAAUGCUACAUGUAUCGCAGAAUUCAUGAAGCCAUAAUCCAGAGCCCACCAAUUGACUACUUUGAUGUAUUUAAAGAAUCCAAAGACCAAAAUUUCUUUGAGUCGCAGGAGUCAGUCAUCACUCUGUGUACACACCUGCAGGAGCUGAAGAACAGGAUGGAACACCUCAGCAGAGAGCAGUUGAAAGAGGAGUUCUUCAGGCUCCUUCAGAUUUCACUGUGGGGCAAUAAGUGUGAUCUCUCUCUCUCGGGCGGAGAAACUAGUGCUCAGAAGAGCAAUCUAAUAAAUUCUUUGGAUGAUCUAAAACCUUUCAUUUUAGUCAAUGACAUGGAACGCCUUUGGUCAUUACUUAGCCAUUGCAAGGAAGCGGAGAAAGCAUCUGCAGUUAGAGUGACUAUUGUUCUGGAUAAUUCUGGAUUUGAACUUGUUACAGAUUUAAUAUUAGCUGACUUCUUGUUGUCCUCAAAACUGGCUACUGAGGUCCAUUUUUAUGGAAAAACUAUCCCAUGGUUUGUUUCUGAUACAACUAUAUGUGAUUUUUACUGGUUAACUAAACAAGUAAAGCACUCUAAUCAUAAGUGGAUGUCCAGGUGUGGGGUUGACUGGAGAAACUAUGUAAAAACGGGCAGGUGGGUUUACCGUGACCAUAUAUUUUGGACCCUGCCUCAUGAAUUCUGUGCAAUGUCUCAAGUUGCUCCUGACUUAUAUGCUGAACUGCAAAAGGCACAUUUGAUUUUAUUCAAGGGUGAUUUGAAUUAUAGAAAGUUGACAGGCGACAGAAAGUGGGAGUUUACGAUUCCAUUCCACCAGGCUUUGACUGGCUUCCAUCCUGCUCCGCUCUGCAGUAUAAGAACGUUAAAGGCUGAGGUCCAGGUUGGUCUGCAGCCUGGGCAAGGGGAGCAGCUGGCAGCGGCUGACCCCAGCUGGCUGACCACGGGGAAAUACGGAAUAUUUCAGUUCGAUGGCCCGCUUUGACUUGGCAUAGGAGCCAUACAUUUUGUGGAAAGAUCUGACAGGCUCUUUGCAUCCCCAAAAAGCAGUGUGAGCUUAAUCACUUGCUGCUUGUCAUCUGCUCUGUGAGGCUUGGCUUCUCAGCACUUACACACUUGGGAUGCAUUUUUUGGGUAUGGGGAGGUUGGAAGGGAAGAUUUUGCCCUGUUAAGUUGUUCUGGUGAUAGAUGGAUUAAGGUAGUCACAGGUACUUACAUUGAAGUUGGAAUUUUAGUCACUUCAAGAUAAAAGUAUCAUUUCAAGUCUCUUGAAUCAACUUGUUUGUAGUUGGGUAGAAAGCAAAAUAGAAGUUAAGUUCUUUUCAAGUUAGCUAACAUUGCUUUUAAUCCUGUGUUGCAUGGCAUUUAAUAUUUUAGGGAGCAUGGAGUUUUAUUUAACUUAAUUUGAGGUUCUAAAAAUAAGGGCUCCGUGAAGACAUGGACGCUUUAUUAAGAGAGGCUUUCUUACAACUGUGAUGUUUGAACAUGCGAAAGCAAAACUUACCUCAUAUGUUAUUUAUAACUUGUUCUCCUUGAAUUUUAUUUUGUCUCAAUAGCAUGUUUCAUUUGCAUGUAUUUGUAUUUUGAUUGACCUGUGGAAUGGGUGGUAGGAAACACAGCCAGGAUGAAACAACUGAUAUUUGAAGAAAUGUAGUAUCGUUUAUGCCCUAUUAUGAUUGCUAGAAUCAACUGAAAUAUGUUAUUUUAAAGAGUGCUUUAAAUGAGCAGAUUUUUAGAUUGCUCUGCAGUUAAAAAAAAAAUGCUUUAGAUAGAAAAAAAUCUUUGUGCAUUGAAUCUGGAGUACUAUCAGCAGUGAGUUCUUUUUUAAAAAAUGUUCUUACACAUUUAUUGGUGGUCACCAGCAUUUAAAGACUAAGUUCCAGGCCAAUUUAUUUUGAAACUGAAAUGGGGAAUAAAUCUGGAAAUGUUUUUUUGCACUAGAAUAAUAAAGUGAAUUAAUUGUACAGCUGAGUUCAUGGGUUUUAUUUUCCAGUGGGGGAAAGUCAAGCGGGGAAGAUUAAAAAUGAUGUUGAACUAAUAAAUUCAUAAUGUAUAUUACAGAGGUUGCCAAAGCAGUUCUUAUAUCACUUGUAAAUGAGGUGAUAGUCUCAGCCCUUGCUAAAGUAUUUUACAACAUUUUUGUAAAAUUUUUAUUUAAAGCUACAUAUUUUAAAUUUACUCUUUCCUAAUCUACACAUGUUCCUUAACUCUUUGUAGACACUCGAUGUAAAGCCAAGCUCACUUGUGUCCUGGCGUUGACUUGAGCUAGUGUAAGCAGCUGCUCUGUGAGACAUUACAGUUCUCAAAGCCUGGAUUUUUCUGUCUUUACCAUAUUUUAUUAAAAAACAUGAAAUGAGGAUGUCUGAAGUCGUUCACCCCUUCAAAAAAGAGCCAGGAAACAAACCACAGCACAAAAGCAAGGUGACACUGUGGAGAGAAAGUCAGUGGGUUAUUAAAAAUGCCAAGCAGCAAGAGAAGUCAGGAGAAAGACAAACACAGGACCUCACUGCUAUGUGAACUCUAAAGAAGCAAAGCAAACGAACAGACAAAACGAAACCAAAACAAAUCCUAGAAAUAGGACUGCAGAAUUGAGGCCACGGGGUGAGGGUGGGGGCACCAGUGUGGUC